AUGCCGACUUUUCCUUCUGGAGAUUGCACAGUAUUUAAUGGAGUUACCUACCUUGGUUGUGCUAUUGUUAAUGCUCCAAGAAGUGAGGUGGAGAUAUACCGUAAUAUGGCUAUCAUGAAUGAUCAGACACAGAUGGCUAUACCUAUAGUAUUGUCUGUACCUAGUACAUCAGAAGGUGUUGUCAGACUAUUGGACCCAUCAAGUGACAGUGAGAUUGCUAGUUAUAGAAUUCAUAGAAUAUUAUUCUGUGCUCGAGGUCCAGCUGACAGCAAUGAAAAGAAGUGCUUUGCAUUCACAUUUAGUUAUGGUGAUACUGCUGAGUCAGCUAUAUUUCAGUGCCAUGUUUUUAGAUGUGAUCUAGCAGAAGCAGUGCCAAAGAUAUUGUAUUGCUUUGCUACAACGUUUCGAAGAGUCCCAAGAACUUCACGUACCAUUUCAACCAGUAGCUUACAAGAAGCUGAACAGAACUAUAUCUUUACUGUGGGUAUUGAGUUUAAAGAAGAUGAUGGCAAGGGAAAUUAUAACGCCUGCCCUAAAGAUAAAAAUAUCUUUAAGUUUAAAUCCAAUGUGGAGAAACGUAUAGCUAUUACUGUACAACAAAAUGGUCCCACAGAUCUCAGAAUUGAGAGAUGUUUUGGAUUAUUGAUAUCACAAGGAAGAAAUGUAAAACACAGUGAUAUGCAGUUGAUUGAAUUGGUAUCAAUGGGAUAUCAAAAUGAAGGUAAAAGUUAUUCUAUAACAGGACAUUGGGAUCCUACUGAACAGUGUUUUGCUGUUUUGAAUACAGAAACACCAAAAGAUACCAGAGUAUUUUUAACAGUAGCUGUAGAUUUAGUUAUAUAUGGUAUACAAGAACCAGUCAGAUUUGCUAUAGAAACUAAAGCUAAGAUUUAUUCCCAAUCUGAAAGAUUCUGGUAUUUUUCUACUAAACCACAUUAUGAACAAUAUUACGUCAAACUGAAACAGAUUGAAGGUAAUGAAAAUGAUGAAGGUCUAUAUGAAGUGGUCAAUGUUGAAAGUCAAACAGAAGUUGAAAGAAAGAGUUCAGGACUGACCUUGAGUUUAAACCCUAAUCGACCUAUACCAGAUCCUGUUCAAACACCACAGGAUAUGGAUGAAGAGUCAGAUGGUGAUGAACCGUUGUUGAGUGGAUCUGGUGUAGUGAGUAAAGAAAUAACUGAUGAAAAUCUACUGGAUGCUUGGCAUGAUGUCUUGACUAAAUGGCAUCAAAACUUAUCUCAGAGACCAAAACAAGUUCAUCAUUUAGUACGUAAAGGUGUACCUGAGGCUUUACGUGGUGAAGUAUGGCAGUUAUUAGCUGGGGUACAUGAGGGCAAUGACUUAUUAGAGACAUACAGAAUUGUCAUUGGAAAGGAAUCAGACCACGAGUCUGUGAUUCAAAGAGAUAUUAAUAGAACAUUCCCUGCUCAUGAUUUUUUCAAGGAUGCUGGUGGGUGUGGUCAAGAUUCAUUGUAUAAAAUUAGUAAGGCGUAUGCUGUAUAUGAUGAAGAGAUUAGUUAUGUACAAGGAUUAUCUUUCUUGGCAGCAGCUCUCCUACUACAUAUGCCAGAAGAACAAGCUUUCAGUGUAUUGGUGAAGAUUAUGUAUGAUUAUGGUUUAAGAGAUUUGUUUAAACCAGGCUUUGAAGAAUUACAUCUAAAAUUCUAUCAACUAGAAAGACUCAUGCAGGAUCAAAUACCAGACUUAUUCUUUCAUUUUGCUGAGAUGUCCUUAGAAAUACACAUGUUUGCUUCACAAUGGUUCCUGACACUGUUUACAGCCAAAUUCCCUUUAAAUGUUGUGUUUCAUAUACUGGACUUGUAUCUCAGUGAGGGAAAGGAUGUUAUUUUCAAUGUAGCUCUAGCUCUACUCAAGUGUUCACGUAAAGAUUUACUAGCUCUAGAUUUUGAAGGUGUACUCAAGUAUUUCCGUGUUCAACUACCUAAAAAAUUCAGGACAGAAGAUGCUGAAUUAGAAUUGAUUAGAACAGCCAUCUUGACUAAGAUAACAGCACGUAAGUUAAAGAAAUAUGAAAAGGAAUAUUAUAUAAUGAGGGAACAAGAAGAGGAUCCUAGAGAGAGAAUAGAGCGUGAGAAUAAGAGAUUAUUAGAAGCUAAUAUGAGAUUAGAACAGGAGAAUGAUGAUUUAGCUCAUGAAUUAGUUGAGAGUAAACUAAUAUUACGUAGUGAAUUGGACAAUGUAGAAGAUACCAAUGAAUUAUUAACUCAAGAUUUAGUCAAAACCAAGAAAGCUUUAAAAGAAACAGAAGAAGAGAAAAAGAGACUAGAAUAUGAAUCUUCACAGUUAAAAGAAAUGUGUAGAAGAGAAUUAGAUAGAGCUGAAAGUGAAAGUAGUAGAAAUACUCUAAUUAUAGCUGAUUAUAAACAGAUCUGUUCUCAGUUAAGUGAAAGAUUAGAAAAACAACAGACAGCAUCGAAAGAAGAAUUACUCAGAAUAAGGAAUGUAGUUAAAGAUUGUAACGAUUGUUCUAAACUGUUUGAUAAAGAUGGAAAUGUCAAAUUACCAGACCCAGUUAUCAAUCCUGCUGAUCAAAAUCCCAUUAUCAUUGACUUAAAACGUCAAGUUCGAGAAUUGGAAUUAGAAUUAGCCCAAACCAAAUUAGCUCUAGUCGAAUCUGAAUGCAAGACCCAGGAUCUUACACACCAACUCAACUCAGCUAUCACUGAAAUCCAAGCAUCUAAAAAUACCUGGUUUAAUAAGACAAUCAACUCUAUAAGGGAAGUUGCUCAAACAAAAAAAGACAUGAAAGAUAUUAAGGAAGGAUAG
This is a messenger RNA of Lottia gigantea (owl limpet), 2787 nucleotides long. RefSeq lists its product as hypothetical. The record is from RefSeq and is a predicted model, not a curated record. Bases 1 to 2787 code for a protein of 928 amino acids. NCBI's taxonomy places the organism in Eukaryota, Metazoa, Mollusca, Gastropoda, Lottiidae. The transcript has 19 exons.